GUUCAACGUGGCACGGCUAUCGGCUGCUUGAUAAAGUCGCGUUUCCUGCCCUCUAUCCUUCUUCCGGUACCUGGUUCCGCACUUUGGCUCAGCAGUUCAUCCUGGUACAAUGUCUGCCGCCGACCUCAAGAAUUACACGACUAAGACCGUACACCGCGAUUUCAUUGCAAAACUAUUCGACACCGAUCUUAGGGUGCCUCUUAAGGAUGUGAUAACUUUACCUCGCUGCAACAACAACUUCGUUCACUUCGUGACUUUCGCAUUGCCUGGGGAUGCGAAAACUGUCAUCCCGACCAAGCCAGGAACCAGUGUAAUUCCUCGGGGUACAACAAAAGCUGUUUUUCGGGUGGGCAACCCAGCUGCCAUGUCUAAUCAUGCCGUGAAGGUCGAGAACACAGUCGCCACGAUGCAUCUUGCCCGACAAGCUCUGUCAAGUCUGAAGAUCGUACCCAAGGUCUAUGCUUGGAGCGCUACUGGUGAGCCUUCGGAUCAUGGCUGGAUCCUGGAAGAGUAUAUGCCUGAUAUCGAAGUCGAGUCCAAAUUUCACUCAGAACUCACGCAAGACCAGCAACACCGUACACUUAGCCAAAUGGUUGCCAUAUUAAAGGAGGUCCAAGAUUUUGAGCUGCCUCCAAAAGCAUCUAGCUUCGGAGGACUUGGAUUCGACGCAGAUGGUAAUGUGGUCAACGGGCCGUUUGUGGUGGAGCCUUAUGAUGGCCCGUAUCCUGAUAUGAAGAGCAUGUACGAGGGUAUGCUGGAAGCACAACUUGCGGAAGCCGAUCGAUCUCGCAUCGCCGAAGGAUACCGUGAGAAUGGCCUCCGAGAGACACUCGACGCUUUCGCCGAGCAGGGUCUCGAAAUCAUCCUCUCGCAAAAUCUGCCGGAGACAGUGACGCCAAAUCUGAUCAUUGGCGAUGUGGUUGUGUUGGUAGCUUCGGAUGUAAGCUGAUCCAGGCUUCCAGAGUUGACCGCGUCGAGUUAUGUGAUCUAUAUGGAGAUGAUCACUUUUGAUGAUGAUUGAUGAGAGCGACAUUGCAAAAACGCAUGGACUCUUAGACAAGAGACGCAGCGAGCAGUGAUGAGAUUACGAAUCCUCUGAAGAUGCUAUCGAAGUUAGGAUGUAGGGUCCUGGAGGGGCGAUGAUGUCUGUGUAGGUUCAGGCCUGUGAUUGUCGAGAUCAAGUCCCUUCUCUCAUAACCGCUCUGGUAAAGUAGGGAGGAUAUUGCCCGUUGGUGGGGAAAUCGCCCUGUAGUCGAUAGAAGCGUUUGAGUAGCUCAAAGACCGAAGCUACGACCCUGUUGGCAGACCUAAUCGUGCUUAGAGUAUCUUCGAUGGCAAAAACGUCCCGAUGACCCCAAGUACAAGAUCUGAAGGAGUAGAACAGCAGAUCAAGCGAUUCCAGAUGUGGUGUAUAGAGAUGACAGUCUGAAAGAUAGUCUGCAACGAGU
This is a messenger RNA of Aureobasidium subglaciale EXF-2481, 1448 nucleotides long. RefSeq lists its product as uncharacterized. Bases 110 to 949 code for a protein of 279 amino acids. The transcript has 2 exons. NCBI's taxonomy places the organism in Eukaryota, Fungi, Ascomycota, Dothideomycetes, Dothideales, Saccotheciaceae. The record is from RefSeq and is a predicted model, not a curated record.